CGCAACUCCUCUCCCCCCGUCCCGCCAUGGCGGAGCGGGCCGACACCCCACCACCUCCGCCCGGGCACCAGACCGCCGCCGCCAACCUCAGUCCCGCGCCCCGUCUCCCCGAAACCUACGUCGUCCAAGUCCCCAGGGAGCAAAUCUACCGCAUUCCACCCCCAGAGAAUGCCAAGCUCGUCGAGCAGUACCGCAACGACCACGACAACCGCCGCGAGCGGCGGCCCAUCAUCCCAUGCCUCAAGUGGACCAUCAGCAUCGCCCUCGUCGCCGGCAUCCUAGCUGCUACCAUCACCAUCAUCUACUUCUUGGUCGUGCGACCUGCCGACCCCUUCUUCUCCGUCACCCGGCUGGUGCUCAAGAAUCCAAAUCCUCGAGGUGGCUCCCCACCGAAGCCCGAGUAUGAUUUCACUAUGAGAGUCGACAACCCGAGCUUGCGCAUGGGGUACUCCUACGAGGCUGGUGGGAAGGCCAUCCUUGCUCACCACGGCGCAGGAAUUGCGGUUGGAAAGACGAAGGCAUUCCAUCAGGGGUAUCAGAACACGACCACCUUCCAACUAGCCCUCAAGGGAUCGCACGUCUUGCUACCAAAGCAGAUCCAAAGUAGUCUAAAAGGGUCGAAGGACGUCAUCCCUCUAUCCUUGAUGAUUGAAUUCUCUGUGAGGAAGACGGUGGGCGAGUUGGAGAUGGGGAAUAAGAGCAUGGAUGUAACAUGUGACAUUAAGGUCAGUGGAUUGGCCAAGGAGGCCCGGAUCGCAUCACAGGAGUGCAAGUCUAAGUUCACAUGACGAAGGUGGUCGUGGAAAUCUUGAACAAUGGAAGAAGAACUUCUCUUAAUUAGUCUCUUCUUUUUGUUAUUUUAAUUGCUGCAUGCUUCUUCCUCCUCCUCCUCCUAAAUAUUUUAGGAUUGU
Messenger RNA from Elaeis guineensis (African oil palm), 911 nucleotides. Its product is annotated as NDR1/HIN1-like protein 13. Gene Ontology annotation, cellular component: plasma membrane. The record is from RefSeq and is a predicted model, not a curated record. Lineage: Eukaryota; Viridiplantae; Streptophyta; Magnoliopsida; Arecales; Arecaceae. Gene Ontology annotation, biological process: defense response to other organism.